Erpetoichthys calabaricus (reedfish) is the source of this 8120-nucleotide messenger RNA. It is a transcript of the gene bicra, whose product is annotated as BRD4 interacting chromatin remodeling complex associated protein. The record is from RefSeq and is a predicted model, not a curated record. NCBI's taxonomy places the organism in Eukaryota, Metazoa, Chordata, Cladistia, Polypteriformes, Polypteridae. Gene Ontology annotation, biological process: positive regulation of DNA-templated transcription. The coding region runs from base 188 to 5875 and encodes 1895 amino acids. The transcript is spliced from 16 exons. Gene Ontology annotation, cellular component: SWI/SNF complex.
ACCCCGCGCUGCCGUCUCCGCCGCCGUCUCGGUGUAGAAAAGACCCCCCUUCCCCCUAAAAUUUUACAGACAACGUGAUCCCCAGUUUCAGCUUAGAAAAUAGAGGUUCUCUGAACCUCGGUGCCAUGGCUCCUGCAUUCUCGGCUGGCAUGAUUAAACAUUGACGGUGUUUAACAGGGAAAUUGACAUGGAUGAUGAAGAUGGCCGGUGCCUUCUAGAUGUCAUUUGUGAUCCUCAGGCCCUGAAUGACUUUUUGCAUGGAUCAGAAACUCAGCUGGACAAUGAUGACCUGCUGGACGGCUCGGCAGACCCUGCCGGUGCGUUCUUCGUGGGUGCCAGGGCCCAUGUCCAGGAAGCUCAGUCUGCCAAUCAUCUGGUAUCAAGUGAGCCUCCACCAGUUCCUAGCACUAGUGUGGACCUUGACUUCCUAGAAGAUGACAUUCUUGGCUCUCCUACUGGAGAAGGUGGGACCUCCAGCCUGGCUAAUUCUGACCAGCCAUGUGACAUUCUCCAGCAAAGCCUUGCAGAGGCUAACAUCACAGAACAGAGCUUGCAAGAGGCAGAACUGGACUUGGGUCCUUUUGGUUUGCCUAGCUUGCAGCCAGUGGUUCAGACAUUGACUGAUGGCGCUACAACAGCUACACAGAUCUUCCAAGGAGCCCCAGAUCUGAUAGGGCUACAGCCCCCAGCUGUGCUCGCCCAGCCUGCACUUGUUCAACAGCAGGUUGUAAACAAGGCAAUCAGCGUGCAGCCCUUUAUGCCACAUAUGGGGUUGAGCAAUGUCACUCUUCAGCCAAUCUCCAGCCUUCAAGCCCUGCCCAAUGGAAGUCCUAGUGGAGCCUUGGGAAUUGGACAAAUUCAGGUGGUGGGCCAACAGGUCAUGACGAUCAACCAGUCAGGACAGCCUAUUAUUGCUAAGCAGGUUCAGCCCAUGGGAGGCUAUCAUGUGGCUCAGUCCACCGGACAGGAAGGUGCAUCUCCUCAGGGGGUGACUGCAGCAGGUAGCUUGGUAAUCCAGAACAAGCCAGGCACCCCUGCUACUCUUAAUGGGACUUUUGGGAAUGGUACUGGGGGCCCAGCAGGAGCAGCAGGGGUGCAGGUAACCCAGAGCUUGGCUCAAAGUAGCCCAAUCAUGCAGGCUCAUAAUGUGAUUAUACAGAGAACUCCUACUCCAAUUCAGCCCAAACCAACAUCUGCAGGGGUCAUCCAAUCCAAGUUGUAUCCUAUCUCGCCCAAGCCAUUUGGUCCUAAUUCUACUGGACAGAGUAAUCCCCAAAGUGCGACCCUUACCCUCCAAAAUGAGACUGCACAGAAAGGGCAGCAGAAUGUGGCCUUCAUGACAAGCAAACCUCCACAAAAUGUGGUCUUGUCAACAACGGGAACACCCUUCCCACAAAGCCUGCAAGCCAACAUCUUUAAACAGCAGCAAGCUCCACAGCAGGCCCUGGGGAAGCCACUCAGCGUACACCUGUUGAACAAUGCAGGAAGCAUCGUUAUCCCCUCUCAGGCAAUGAUACAGGGGCAGUUACAAGGACAAAAUCCAUUUCUCUUGCCAGGACAACUACCCCCGCCAAUAUCUGCCCUGCAGGCUGGGGUCGGAGGACAGAUUCUUACUCAACAUUCAGGGGGCCACAUAAUCACCAACCCUGGAGGUCAGCUUAUUGCCAACCCAAUCCUAACCAAUCAGAACCUUGCUGGACAGCUGAAUUUGGGUCAGAUGUUGACAUCACAGAGCACUCCAGGGACUGCCCAUAUCCUUUCUACCCCAAUCCAGUUACAGCCAGGACAAAUGGGACCGCACACUUUGUUCCAGAUGCCUGUUUCCCUUGCAGGAUCUCUGCACACUCAGACCCACACAACAGCAGCAGGCCAGACUGUCAUCCAGGGCAUGGCACUUCCCAAUCCAGUUGCUAUGCUUAACCAAGCAGAGAGCAUUGGGCAAGCUAUAAAUCUGCAACAACCUUCAGUCAACAGCACUUUGCCAGCUGCAGUACCUCAGCAGGCUGAUUCAGGACUCAUAGCUGGUAGUGGAGUUAGUGGAAGUGAUCAACAAACUCAUCAUCCACCUGCCCCUUCGAUUUUGACUGUCCAAACGUCAUCUUCCACUCAGGCUACAUCACAUCCCCAACAAAUCAACACUGUCCAUGCACCACAACCACCUUCCUCACAGACCAGUCCUGGCAUGGUUCCAAGCCCAAGCAAGAUCAUCAUCAGUCAACAAACUCCCGGCAUGCUGAUCAAUCAGGAGUCUGUGCAUAUGUUUUUGCAGCAGCCGGAACAGCCACAAGCCCCACUCUUCCAGCAGCUGGACAAAGCCCCGCCUUCAGGAGGUGUGGCCAGCCACAUCUCCAUAUCCUCCAGUUGCGUCCCUGCUUCUGUCAUCGUCAGCAGCAGCUCUGGACCCUCCCCUUCUGGCCCGGAGAGCUUGUCAGCAGAGGCCAGACCAGGAAAAACAGCCUCUUCGUUUGGGUCACAUACAGCAGAGCUGGUUUACCAGAUUCCUUCAGCUAGUCAACCACAAAAACUUGUGGGUGCUUCUCCCUCUCACACUCUACCUCACCCAACAUCACUCAACGAGAGUACUCAGCAGCUUCAGCAGCAGCAACCCUUGCUUAUUAGUCAAAUGCAGUCUCCCCAUCAGUCCAGGCCCCCAUCUCAGCCCCAGCCCCUCUCUCGUCCACCUUCACAACCCCAGUCAAGGCCACCCUCGCAACCCCAGCAGCCUCUCUCACGACCUCCAUCAGAGCCACCACUCUCCCGCUCAUGUACACCAUCUCAACUCUCUUUGCAACCAUUAUUCAUCAUUCAGAACCAGAUAGGGGGAUCCCCUCAACCUCAAGCAACACAGCAAGCCCCUCACCCUAUGCGACCCCCAUCUCAGCCUGCCAGCACACCACACCAGUCGCAAUCACCUUUCCAGCAACCCCAGCUUCCACAAGCUCCACCUCUUCCCCUCACUUCACAGAGUGAGCAACAUACCCCUCCACAGCAACAGCAGAACCUUUCCUCACCACAGCACCUUCAAGUACAUCUGCCUUCACAGCAGACAUCUGCUGUGACUUUGCCUGCUCUUAGCGCUGGACAGUUCCAGUUUCAGUUCCCAGUCCAACAGACUCAUAGUUCUCUACACCCUCAGCAGACCACUCAACCUCAGCCACAACCACAGCCACCACCACCCCCUCCUGCUAUUCCAGUUCAGGGUACCACAAACAUAGGGGUAAAACCACAGCAUACAGCCUCCCAGACACUGCACAUGACAGCUGAGCAGCAGCAGACUCUGCAGAUGGUAAGCGCACAGCUUCAGUCGUUGUCUACCAUUGUGCAGCCAAAUGCCCAGCAAAAACAAUAUAGAGAGAAGCUGCAUCAGAUACAACAGAACAUCAUCAUGCAAGCAACACAGCAGACAUUGUCCUCCAGCCAGUCCCAGUCUAGUCCGAAUCAGUUCAGCAGUUCACAACCUUCCAUUUUGGUCAGUCAGCAAACCAUAGCCUUACCAAGCAAUCAGUCCAAGGUACAGCCACAUCCAGAGUCUUCUCCAGCAAAGGUUACCACUCAGCCAGGUGCAGGAGCUCCUCCACAGCUAGCAUCACUUCUGCAGCAAACGUCAGUGGUAGUGAAGACUCCCCCUACUGCGGUUUCCAGUGGUGCUACACUAAAUGAGGGCAAGGUGUUUUCUGCAGUAGGACCACUCAAGCAAACAACACAGAUAUCUCUUCCUCUAUCAUCACAGGGAGUUCAGAGCAAAACAGGUGUUAUCAGUUCCCUUCCAGGGCUAAGCCUUGGAAAAGGCCCUCUCCAAAUACAGGUUUUAGGGGCAGGCAUCUCUCAGAUAGUUCCAACAACUACUGUCCAGUCACAGCCUCAGGCAGGAAAUACUUUGAAGAGGCCUUUUUCAGUGCAGCCUAGCAAAGAAGCUCGGAUACUGGAGCAAUUACGGAAGCAGCAAGGAUCAGUGCUGCACCCGGAUUAUCAGGCGCCAUUCCGUUCAUUUGAAGACGCACUACAAAGAUUACUGCCCUACCAUCUCUACCAGGGUACUCCUUCUUCUAGCCAUGAUUAUGACAAAGUGGACGAGGAGUUUGAAAGUGUGUCAACCAGUCUGCUGAAAAGAACCCAGGCCAUGCUCAACAAAUACCGACUUUUGCUAUUUGAGGAGUCCAGGAGGCUUGGGCCCUCAGCCGAAAUGGUCAUGAUUGACCGGAUGUUCAUUCAGGAAGAAAAGACAGCACUUUCUCAGGACAAAGUAUUAGCAAAAGAAAAACCAGAUGAGUUUGUGCUGCAUUCCUGUCCCCCACAUAACCUCUCUACCUCCUCCAGUUGCCUCCCUGCUCAUCGGUCUGCUCUGCUAUCAGACACCAGUAGUUCAUCCACAUCUGAAUGCUCUAAAGGCCUUGGGUCAAGCACCAGCUCUACUGCCAGUUCAAGUGGAGGCAGCAACAGUAGCAGUUGUGCACCCUGCAUAACCCCUUCCUUGGUCACGCCAACCAAAUUGGUCAUCAAGCACAGUGGAGGAGCUUCACCUUCAGUUUCCUGGGCGCGGGCUACACCUCCACCUUCCUUGACCACUUCAGUAGAGGUGGAUGAGGACACCUUACCAUCACGAAGUAAGCCUCCUAUCAAAACCUAUGAGGCCCGCAGGCGGAUCGCAUUAAAACUAAAAAUCAAGCAGGAGGCAGGGCUCAGUAAGGUGGUUCAUAACACUGCAUUAGAUCCCACACCUCAGCCUGUGCCUCCAACAACCCAACAUACUUCAAGAGUCCCAGCACAGCCUCAUAAACAGAGCCCACUUUCCCCUGUCACAGGAAGUGCAGUUUGUAGCACUGAGACUGCACCCACUUCCACAGUCAUCCGUGCUCCUUCUAACAACAAUGUUGCUGUGACUGUUUCCUGUACAUCUGCAAUGGCAUCAGGCACCACUACAGUAAUAACAACUCAAACAUCUUCAACAACGUCGUCUAGCCAAAUGAAUGGAACACUUGAACAUCCUGCAGAUAGGAAGCCAACACCCACAUCUUGUCGGCUGCCCUUGCGCAAAACUUAUCGGGAGAAUGUGAGUCCAGUACGACCUGGGCCUGACAGCAAAACGGGUGGGUGUGGAUUUGGAAUUGGUGCAAGUGGAGAUGGGGUUGAAGCUGUGAGUCGUCCACACAAUUCUUCACUUCAUCAGAGGCCAUCAUUGCCACAUAGGCCGCUGCCACCAUCAGAGAUUACAAGGGAUGAAGAAGAUGAAGAUUUUGACAGCUCAAGGACAGUCAUUGCCAGUGUAAAGCUGGAAAAGAAGGCGCUUUCAGUUGGAAAGGGGCGACCCAAAAUGUUUGAAGGGGAUAGGGCUAUUCCCAAGCAGCAACAGCAGGACGAUUCAGGGCUCAUGAAGGAGCUUGCAGAGGUUCAAGAGGAGUUUUACCGUGGGAUAAUAAAGCAGGAGCCACCAGAUAAUUACAGUGGUGGAGGGGACAGCCACUCUACCACUGGCUCCAGUAUGACUGUAGCUGGGACGUCUUCUCCGGGUGAUCUUCCCUGGGAAGUGUCCCUGCCCACUGCUGCCAAGCGGAGGAAAUCUGAGUCUCUGGAUGUGGACAAUGCCAGCUUCUCCAGUGACAGCCCUCCGGACGAUAUUCUCAAAGAGCAUCUCCAGUGCGCCAUUGACAGUAUCCUGAACUUACAGCAGGGGCAGGGACCCCCUGCCCACCCCACUGCAGCCUCUGGAGCUGUUGGUGGGGCUUCAUCUGCUGAUGGAGAGUCAGGAGGUGGGGGACGAAUACAGCGAUCCUCCUCCACCUCUUACCGUCCUUCCCAUCCUCAUAGGCAAGUAGGAGAUCCCUACUCAUCACAGAAUCAGAAUGGGGGUCUUGGAGCACGGACGCAUAACAGAUAACAGGCUCUGUUCUGCCUGUACUUCUGUCCAGCAGUCUGACAAGCUCGCCAGACUGUCUCUCCCUGAGGCAGUGUGAUGAACUGACUCCAGGGUUUCAUUUUAUGAGAUUGGAUUGAGGGAAGUGGGAAACAAAGGGAGAUGAGCUUAUGUCUGAGGAAUAUCUGGAAUGAGAUGAAGUAACCUGUGGCUUUGAAGGGUGUACCAUUUGUGGGUGGGGUAAUGAGGGAGUCCGCAUGCUUUCUGCUCUUGUUGACUCCUUUUCCCCCCAUCACAUUCAAACAACAAAACAAAGCCAGUGUAUGGGAGCAGAAGGUAGCAAGUCGAGAACAAAACUGGUUAAAUGAAGGUCCCAGUGUAGAAUGGGUGGCUUUGGUGUAAUUCCCUCCAUUGGCCACCUCCCACAAUGCAUGUCUGUGCCACACUGUUCUGGACUUCUCUUAGUGCUGUCCAGAUUCCAUAGACUGUCCUUUUGAAGGGCGUAAGCUGGAAAGUGGUACAGAGUGCAUUAAAGAUUUUUUUCUACCUCCACCCUUCUCCUGUGAUAAAGAUGCAAUGCGAUGACCAAGCCUUUUCCUUCACAUCACAGCAGCACUCACACAUCUGUUCUUGCAAUUAUGUUCUGUGUCAAGAUGGGGUCCAGCCAUACCCAUGCAAGCUGACUGAGAUAUUCUUCCUUUAAAGCCAAUCAAGCAUUCACCAUGGACUAAUUCCACCAGGCUGAAAUUUCAGUCAAGGUGCUCUCAGUUGUGCACCUGGAGAGCUCCUGUCCCCAUUUUCUUCUCUUUCAGAAUGGUGAACUCAUAAACUUUACUAUUCUGUUAUUCAUCUUUCGGUUCCCAGGAACCAAAAGUUUGGGUUUCUUAGGUUAGAGAAAGUCGUCUAGGGGAUAAUGUGGUCUGCAUGACAUUGUAUGAUGAGUAGGUAAAGAAGUUUCCAACACUAAACCAGAUCUCUGUGCCAGUGGCUGAACUGCCCCCACUCCAAUGCCAAUUUGUAGCUGCAGCUCUUGAACAAACCUGUGUUGGCCAGUUUCCUGAGCAAGUGUCUCUUUCAUAGAUUAUUUCUGAUGGCAUAUACUCUUAGCAGACACAGUGCUGCUGGUGAAAUGUUGUGGUGCCUCAAGUGUGGAAUUUAAAAUAAACACAAUCUCAUUAUGUAUUUCAGUGUAACAACAUUCCCCCAAAGUUCCAUCCUCACACACACACAUACACAUUGGUAAUGUACCACUUGUGUUGAAAGAUGUACACAAAACAUCUGAAGGGUAAUAAAAUUGCCAUACAUUAGACAACUGAGCAGCAUAGCCAUGUAAGUUUGAUUAGAUCUUCUCGUGUCGCCAUUUAUUUUUUAAAUUCACCAGCAGAGGGCAUUGUUUUGACUACAAAAUAAAUUUAAUAUUUGUAAAUGUAUGAAAUGUAGAAAAGCUCAUUUUUAUGAAACAAACAUUUCAUAUAAUUACUUGACAAAAAGAGUAGCAAAUAAAUACUAAAGGGCCAUGCAAAUGCAUUACACACAAUAAACAUUUGUGGGGAAAAAUAUAAUGUUUGAAUUCUGAUGGCCACAUGGUCCAGUUUAAAUGAAUUUGUCUCUUUCAUAUGCACACUUCUAUGUUAAAUUACAUAUUUAGAGAUUUAAUAUUUUAAGGCAAUCACAUUUUGGGAGUUUUUUUUUUUUUUUUUUUUUUUUUUUACUAAAAAUGCUUAGUUUGAUUGGCCUUUGUUUAUUUUUUUAUUUUUUUUAUAUUUCAAGUGGUAGAUUCUCCAAAUGGUGAGUGUAAUUUAGCAACUUUCACACUGGCAACCGUAUUUUUGCUCUGCUUACUUUAUGUUUGUGCAUUACAGUGUGUGUGUGUGAGUGUGUGUGUGCGCACAUGCAUGUAUUUUUGUCAUCACACUUACCUGCAAAUGAAGCCACAGGAAUGUUGUGUGUGUGUAUGAAAUGUUUUCAGGUUUGCCAGGCUGUAGCUCAAGAAUUGGAUGGAUGAAAGAGUGCCGAUCUCUCCUGUAGCAACCAAACCCCCCUGCCCCGGCCGAAUACACACAAGUGCUCUGUCUGUCUAUCAGCUUCAGUGGGCACCUCUACAAUGAAUCUCCUGGACGAUUUAAAAUUUAAGGAAAAGGAAUUUGAAAUAUAGUACUACAGAAUAAUUUUGUACUGUAUUUAUUGUGUAUAAUGAUUAAUUUUUUUUUAAAAGAACUAUGUACAUUUAGUAAAACUGUGUAAAUUAAAUCCCGCCUCUUUUUAAAAA